AUUGACCACUUUGGCUUUGCUGAAGACAGCACCUUCAAGCAGCGCUUCCUCGUAGCAGACCAGCACUGGAGGCAAGAUGAUGGGACAAUCCUUUUCUACACUGGCAACGAAGGGGACAUUGCCUGGUUUGCGAACAAUACGGGUCUUAUGUGGAACAUAGCUGAAGAGCUUGGUGCUAUCUUGAUAUUUGCUGAGCACAGAUACUAUGGGGAGUCUCUCCCCUUCGGAAACAAGUCGUUUGAUGAUGCCAGAUAUCUGAAUUACCUGACGUCGGAGCAAGCUCUGGCGGACUUUGCCGUCCUCGUCCAGCAUCUGAAGAAGACUAUCCCAGGAUCCCAGGAAACCCCUGUCAUUGCCAUAGGGGGGUCGUACGGAGGGAUGCUUGCUGCUUGGUUUCGAAUGAAAUACCCCCACGUAGUAGCUGG
Messenger RNA from Gekko japonicus, 425 nucleotides. Its product is annotated as lysosomal Pro-X carboxypeptidase-like. Gene Ontology annotation, molecular function: dipeptidyl-peptidase activity; serine-type exopeptidase activity. The annotation marks the transcript as partial. The record is from RefSeq and is a predicted model, not a curated record. NCBI's taxonomy places the organism in Eukaryota, Metazoa, Chordata, Lepidosauria, Squamata, Gekkonidae. Gene Ontology annotation, biological process: regulation of blood vessel endothelial cell migration; angiogenesis involved in wound healing; negative regulation of systemic arterial blood pressure. The transcript has 3 exons.